AUGAGCGGGGAGAGCUCCCGCGACAGCGGCUACUACCAGGCCGGCGACUGGCACGACACCCUGAUGCUCGACGUCGACGCGACGGUCCGGAUGAAUGUCGACCGGUUCACGGGGAGCAUGGUCGUGCACUGCCACAUCCUCUCGCACGAGGACGAGGGGAUGAUGUCCCUCAUCGGCCUCACGGGCACCGAGGGCGCCGCCUACUCGCAGGACGGCGCCACCGGCUGCUACAGCACCGCGUGGAGCCCGGGGCAGACGCAGGUCGUCUCGGGGGCGCUGGGCCCGGCCUGGGGCGGCCUCGGCGCGCUCGCCCUCGCCGCCGCCGCGGCGCUCUGA
Messenger RNA from Prorocentrum cordatum, 336 nucleotides. The record is from the annotation of a GenBank genome assembly. Lineage: Eukaryota; Dinophyceae; Prorocentrales; Prorocentraceae.